Mucor mucedo is the source of this 4671-nucleotide messenger RNA. RefSeq lists its product as uncharacterized. The transcript is spliced from 14 exons. Gene Ontology annotation, molecular function: ubiquitin-protein transferase activity; protein binding; ryanodine-sensitive calcium-release channel activity. The record is from RefSeq and is a predicted model, not a curated record. NCBI's taxonomy places the organism in Eukaryota, Fungi, Mucoromycota, Mucoromycetes, Mucorales, Mucoraceae. Gene Ontology annotation, biological process: calcium ion transport. Bases 38 to 4582 code for a protein of 1514 amino acids. Gene Ontology annotation, cellular component: cytoplasm.
AUUUUUUCGCUCAAAUACAAUAGAAUACCCAAAACAUAUGAGCUCAAGUAAGCGACUUGCAACAACAAGUAAUAAAGACAAUUCAGCUGUAAUUUGCUUUAUUGCUGGCGUUACUGCUGUCCUUAUGGGAUAUUCUGUGUAUUCUCAUUUGAAAACUUUACAUGAACGCAACACUUUACCGAAAAAAACCACCAAUAAAACUGGAGCGAAACUUGAAGAUUCUAUACCCUUAAAGUCUUUAGCUUACCUGACACAAUCCCAUAAUGUCAACAUUCAAAGCAGCUCCAUCAAGAUUAUAUUAGAAAGAGCAAUGUCAGGAAUGUAUCUACCCAAAAUCAUCGCUGCGUGUGAUAAAAAUCAGUCUAUAGAAAUAAAAUCAAAGGCAUUACCAUCACUCCAGUUGUUAACCAGAAAAGAGAACAAUAAAGCUGCAUUAUUAGAGGCAGGAGCAUUAGGUGUUUUAGUGGACGCUUUAAAAUGUACGGAUCCGGAUAUGAAGGAGGUAACACAGCGUUAUGUCGCUGUUGCCAUUUGUGAUCUGAUACAAGGAAGUGAUAUAAAUAAAUAUUGCAUAUUAGAGUUGGGUGUGUUAGAUCCCAUUAAACGCAUCCUAACAUCUGAUGAGAUCCGAAACAACGAAUUGAAAUACUGGACCUUGAUGAUUUUGUACCAAAUAUCUCUUAGCGAUCCACUCCCAAAAGUAUUAAUCGAAAAUGGAUUUGUCAGCUUACUAGCAAGAAUGGCUCGUAUGACUUACGGAAACACGAAUAUGCCAAAAUUCUGUAUGCAAAGCUUGGUGCGAAUUGCUGCUAAUGUAGACGUAUCGGAGGCCAAAAAAGUGUUGACAGAAUUAUUGGAAUACGAUAUUGUUGAUUUGAUAUCUAAUUGUUUGAGAGGAGAUGAUGUAGAGUUAAUUUACUGGGCUGCUGGAUUGAUGCAUGAAUUCGUUUUGAAAGAUGUCGCUGCUGACAAGUUUAGAGAAAUUAAAGGAAUACACGUUAUUUUGGCAGGAUUGUUAUCGGCAGAAGAAAUGUAUAUAUCCCGUGUUAUCUUAAGGACGAUCAAAUUUAUGGCUUAUGGCCAAGAUAAGUUUCGUCACGAAAUGGUCAGGUCGGGUAUGGUAAAGAAAAUUAUGCAUUGUUUGUCAUUAGACGACGAGGAUGUAAGAUAUUGGGCUAUUCUCUGCAUCCAUGUUGUGGCAGGCCAGGUGGAAUCCCACGAAGAUAUUCUUACUGCUCAGGAGUUUGAAAUUUUGCUUGAAUUGGCAUUGUCAACAAAGAUCAAGGUGGCAAUAUUUGUAUCCGAUAUUUUAUCUCUCAUUUGCUGCAUUUCAAGCAACAAUACAUUCAUAGAACCGAAUUUGAAUUUGAUUGUAAAAACGUUAAACUCUCUAUUGAUAGAAGGAGAACUUGAUGUUCAAUACAAUGCUGCGGGUGCUAUAUUUAACAUAAUGACUAUGACAUUUGCUUUUGCUAGCAAGGUUCGAGAUACAUGCUUUGAGACUCUUCUUCUUAUGUCAACAUCUGCAACCCAUGAGCGGGUUCAACUGACAUGCACAAAAGGCGCUCUAAUGGUUGUCAUUAAAAAUCGAUUUCUUGUCCCUCAAAUAAACGAUCAGGCAACUGAGCCGCUUAUGGAAACAAUCAACACACUCUCUGGUUUAAUUUUACCCAUCAUGAUGACACAAACAAUUGCCCGAGCUACCAAAAAGGAAUUACGGAAAACCAAAGCAUCGUUUAACGGGAGCUCAUAUUCAAAUGUAGAGGAUCGAGAAGUUGCCGAUCUGCCUGUUUUAGGUAUUGUCAGUUUAGAGGAAGAAGAGACCGACGAAGGAGAGAUGGACAGACUGCUUCUUGCGCCCGAUUAUAUUGAUGUUAGUGAGCAGGGUACAAUUUCAAAUGCUUCCAGGUUAGAUCGUGUACUCAAAGACCGUGAGAGAUCCAAAUAUAAAAAGAACAAACAGAGUAGCAAGGAAAGAAUGGAUGCAAUGACCCGUGAUGAUAUAUCUUACCUGUUUAAUCCGGAUAUGUCUAAUGCCGAACGGGAGUCUCUUUUUCUGAAGUUUGAAGUACCCGAAUCAGCCCGCAACCAGAUUUCAGGUGCUUUGACAGCAUUGACUGUCCUAAUGGAGAACGAGCAGAUAACAGAUAGCAUUAUCUCUGGAGAAUCGUACAGAAACCCUAUUUUGAACGUACUGGAUGACAUUGUGUUUGAUAUUGAUGAUAUUGAUAACUCGAUAUAUAAUAGAGGAAGAACAAAGGGUCGUCAUGGUAUAAGUUCCGCCCUAGGCAGCACUAGGAGUAACUUGAUCACAACUGGUAUGACUUCUGAUGUAAUUGGUUUGAGGCUAUCCGAACGUAUUCGAAGUUUGGUUCAUCAUUUGGUAUGUAUAGCACUGUAUCCAGCUUUAGUACCAUGGGCUUCCGAAAACUAUCAGAACUACCCUAUAAAUACCUUGGCUGAGUCUAAGGCCACUGAAAUUUACGCAGACGUUAUCGAAUGGAUUUGUGAAUUUUCAAAAUUGCCUAGCCAUGACAAAGUUCCUGCCAACAGUACCAAUGUAAAUCUUGGAGAAAAGCAGGGAAAGUCAAUGUUUUAUAAAUCAAUGCAGACCACCAAUGAAAGUGAAUAUGAUAAGAGAUCUCAACACAGAUUCAGCAGUCGCCGCCAUAGUGAUUCAAGUAGUGACUCAGAGGACGAUUUUGAUUCUGAUGAAGGCAACGAGCUAGUUUCUGUAUAUCCAAUGGAGUCAAAAGGGGAUGUGCCUUCCACAGACACAGAUGGAAAGAAUGAGUAUUCAAACGCGGAUGAUGUUUCAAUAGUAGCAUCUACAUCUGAAUACUACCUAGGAUUUUCAAGUCGGGCCUUGAUGCUACUGAAUUCACUCUUAAAAUACGCCUCUGUAAAGCAAUAUCUGGUUCAAAAGUUUCAUUUCAUUUCGAUUUUGACAUACCUACUUGAAAGUCAAAGUAGUCUGACGGACCGUGUUAUGAUAUGUUUGGGUGGAUUGUUUACUGGCGAACAUUCCAUUCCGAUCCCCAAAUCCUUAUUCCAGGUUGUUUCUAUUUUGCUCUGGCGUAAUAUGCAUGAUUCUGUUAUGAAAAAAAAGCAAUCCAACCUUUUUUACAGCCGUCUCGUGCUAAGCUAUUGCAGCCAACAUGUCACUUCGGAUCCUGAGCAUAAUUCGCCCACAAACAACUUUGCAUUCAUAGAACUUGACCUUGUAUCACGCUCAAAGUAUUGUAUCAUCAAUCAUGAAAAUAAUCUUCAAGUACGAAAUGAUACUUGGACAUUUGAAACCGUUAGAGCUACACAUUGUGUACCGCCAGUUGCUGAAAGAAACGACAAUGAGGAUGAGGAAGAUUGCGUGUUACACAAAUAUGCAUAUGAGGUCAAAUUGGAAUCUGAUGGAUUAAUGCAAAUUGGUUGGGUGAAUGACAAUUUUGAAUUUGAUGCCGAGGGAGGUAACGGUGUUGGAGAUGAUACUCAUUCUUAUGGGUACGAUGGGAAUCGCUCAAAGAAGUGGCAUGGAAAAUAUUGCAGUAUGAGAACAUCGUAUGGAUUAAAGUGGGCAGAAGGUGAUAUCAUUACCUGCGCUAUUGAUAUGGAUGUAGGAGAAAUCAGAUAUUACAAAAAUGGGGAGGAUAUGGGUGUUGCAUUCUACGGAGUUUUGGUAUCUUGUGCAUGGUACCCAGCUAUAUCAUUGUCCACCGGAGAACAAUGUAAAUUUCAAUUCGGCGGUGCGAUUGAUCCAUUAAGAUAUUUGCCAGAGGGUUAUACACCUAUUUCGGCGUUAGCAUUAAAUGAGUCUGUUUAUGUAAAGCUACCACCUCCACAUUUUACAAAAGCAUCGACGACUAAUGAAUCCGAAGAAAGUGAUAUUGCCGAACUUGCAAACGCCAUGGAAAAUAUGUCUGUACAUUCACCUGUUAUUCCUGACGAAGACAGUGGAAAUGCAGAACCUAAUCUUAGACCAGUGGAUGGGGGAUUAUCUGUAAAACCCAAAGUUUUCUCUGAACAUAUGUCAGACAAAGAUAGACAUUUCCUUAAACAGCAAUCCCAAAAUUCUUCUCUUUUUGUAACGGAAUUAGACCCUCGUGAACAGCGCUACCUCCCGUCUCUCUAUUUUGAAGUUAAAAUUGAACUAUUACAGAAAGAAGCCGAAUUAUCCCCAUCAGAAAACUUGGUGUCAUUUGGAUUCAAAAGUCUAUCUCUGGAUGGUUCUUUCCAUUUCUUAUAUGAUCGACAGAAAAAAUGCUGUACCUUAAUCAUGGACUUCCACCAUUCAGAGACAUUUCCAGUCACCAUAAAAAAUGGCGAUACCGUUGGCGUUAUCUAUAUUAACGAGACCAACACCAUAGGGAUGACGUGGAAUGGAAAAAUCAAAGCACUCGUAUAUCGAGAUAAAGGUUUGAAAUCCGUUCCGUAUCUCCCGUUUAUUACAGGUUAUGUGAGAAGCGAAAUAAAUUAUGGUGAGGAACCCCUUGCUUGGAAGUCAGCUGAUAGUGCAUCCAGCAAACAACAUGUUUACAAUUAUCUUCGUAAAAUUCUUGGCAAUCGAACAAUGGAAAAAGCAUUAUAAAAUAUGCAAAAAAUGGUCUUGUCUAAAAGAAGAUUUUGUUUCUGUCAUGUAAAAAUAAAACUUAACCUUAAUGUUCUACCUUUCUUUUA